Messenger RNA from Sipha flava (yellow sugarcane aphid), 1118 nucleotides. RefSeq lists its product as uncharacterized. The record is from RefSeq and is a predicted model, not a curated record. NCBI's taxonomy places the organism in Eukaryota, Metazoa, Arthropoda, Insecta, Hemiptera, Aphididae. The coding region runs from base 241 to 1110 and encodes 289 amino acids. The transcript has a single exon.
CCCACAAUCUACCACCAAGUUUGUAAACGUAAUUCAAGCAUUUUAUCAAGUUAUCGUUCAGACCUCGAACCGAACGGUUGUGCGCUUCGUUUAGAGCAAUUCAUAUCAUUUUUCCAGCUAAUUAAGUUCAUAGUCCAUACUAUAUGUUUUGAAUUUAAUUACUCAUUAUAACAAAAUCGAUUUACAUAAUUAAAAUUUAACUAAAUUAUCAUAUUACACAUUAAUUAUAUCCAAUAAAUCAUGCCUAUGUGUAGCAGCUGUACUACAAAUAUAAUAAAAGCACCUUCUGUAAAUUGUAAUGAUUGUAAACAGUUUUGGCAUGCUAAAUGUCAAAAACUCAACAAGGAAGAUGCAGAUUAUAUAAAAGAAAGUGGUACCAUUUGGAGAUGUGACAAAUGUACUGCUGAACGAAGAGCAUCACUUCAAAUGGAAAAUAAGAUAACAGAAGAAAAUACAAAUUUAUCAGAGAUAAAAAGCAUUAUCUUAGAAUUUAAAGAUAGUUUCCAGAAUUUCAAAGAUGAGUCCUAUAGUAAUUUCAAUACUUUAAAUAAUAAAAUAAAUAUGAUCGAUCAAAUUUUGACUGAAAAUAAUCUCUUAAAAUCACAAAUAAACCAACUCGAAAACAAAAUUGAAAUAAUGGAACGCCGCUUAAUAGCCAACGAUGUUGUCAUCGAUGGAAUACCGGAAAAUAAGUUGGAAAACUGCGCUGAGUUAGUACAACAAAUUGGUAAAGAAUUAAAAAUAAACAUAGAUAAAACUUUGAUAAAUGACUGUCACAGAAUUGGACCUAUAAGAAAUGGUGAACACCCGAGAAGAAUUUUGGUAACUUUUAUGAGUCAACAAGAAAAAGUUCAAAUUCUAAAGGCUCGCCAAAUUAAUAGAAACUUUUCUACGAAAUAUAUUAAUAUCCAACCUGACAAACCAAUCUAUAUAAGAGAAAAUCUAACUUCCAAAGGUAAUAAAAUGUUUAAAGAAGCCAGAGAUCUACGUAAGCAGCUCAAUUAUCAGUUUGUAUGGACAAAAAACGGCAUCGUCUUCUUAAGAAAAAAUGAAACAGAUAAAAUCAUACGUAUUGAUAACGAGGAUGUUAUACAAAGUCUCAAAUCUUAGAACAAACA